Messenger RNA from Paramacrobiotus metropolitanus, 1109 nucleotides. RefSeq names its product N-acetyllactosaminide beta-1,3-N-acetylglucosaminyltransferase 4-like. NCBI's taxonomy places the organism in Eukaryota, Metazoa, Tardigrada, Eutardigrada, Parachela, Macrobiotidae. The transcript has a single exon. Gene Ontology annotation, cellular component: membrane. Gene Ontology annotation, molecular function: hexosyltransferase activity. Bases 1 to 1017 code for a protein of 338 amino acids. The record is from RefSeq and is a predicted model, not a curated record.
AUGUGGCGCAUAUACCGAUCCACUUUGUGGAAUAUUCGAAAGAAUACUGCAGGGUCAAUUUUCCUCAUAAUACUGCUCUUAUGCGUUGCAUUCUGUAUUCUGCUUCUGGAUUCGCAUAGACCUACUGUUACCGUAAAAAAUCGUACAACAAGUACUGCUCUUGCCGAUCCCGGGUUAUUCUUUGUCGAUCCCAAAUCUGUGCAAAGGCAGUAUACGAUUUCUCCCAAACCUUGCGAGCCGGGCAUCUUUCUCGUGGUCGCGGUGAUCACUGCGCCACGAAACGCCGGUAUCCGUGCGAUGAUUCGCCGCACUUGGGGUUCAUUAGCCGGAUCCUCCUGCCAAACCCGGAUGUUAUUUAUGCUAGGAAGAGUGCAUUCGACAACCACACAACAGCUCCUGGAGGAAGAAGCCCGGGAACACGGUGACCUUUUGCAGUCUAGCCAAUUCGAUGAUACAUUCCGCAGUUCCACGAUAAAAACGCUGCAUCUAUACCAGUGGUGCGCUGCUCACUGCUCCACGUCGACGUUUAUCGUGCGGGUGGAUGAUGACGCUUACCUCAAUAUACCGAAAAUAUACGACAUUCUGAAGGAUCAACCGCCCGAUGCGUUCUACGGGCACGUGUACAAGCAGGAGAUUCUGAACGAUGAGUGGUUCCCACAGCGGAAUCCCAGUGAGAAGUAUUAUUCGCCGCGUGAAGAAUACAGCCAUGACCGGUAUCCGGUGUAUAUUUGGGGAUUUUUAAUCAUCGCUCCGACAGCUUUAUUAGGGAAAAUAUUACACGCCAGCCAGUUCAUUCCAUAUAGCUUUAUUGAUGAUAUUUACGUCACCGGAUUGGUAGCGAACUACACUGGAAUACCCCUGCGGCAUAUAGCCGGUAUUACGAAGAAGACCAAAACGAUUUCCUUAGCGCAGCCUUGUCUAAAGAACAAGCAUACAGCCAUACAUAAAAUGGGGCAAAAGGAUUUGUACGUCUUAUGGAAUGCGGAAUGUGCAGGUUCUCGGAAUUCUUGCAACUAAUGUGGUUAUACUGUAUUUUGUACAGUUUUCUUUCUUUUUAUAUGAGUUAAGCCAGUGAUAGAGAAACCCUGCGUAUGCUGCGAAUUUUCAAC